Messenger RNA from Vigna umbellata (rice bean), 1206 nucleotides. RefSeq names its product Cyclophilin-like peptidyl-prolyl cis-trans isomerase family protein. Gene Ontology annotation, molecular function: peptidyl-prolyl cis-trans isomerase activity. Gene Ontology annotation, biological process: protein peptidyl-prolyl isomerization. Gene Ontology annotation, cellular component: chloroplast. Lineage: Eukaryota; Viridiplantae; Streptophyta; Magnoliopsida; Fabales; Fabaceae. The record is from RefSeq and is a predicted model, not a curated record.
UUGUUAUUGUUCGCAUUAUCUUUUAUCCAAUCCAAGGUGGACCCCACAGAGAGCCCUGCAAGUUCUCCAUCCCACGCCCAAAUCCAACAAUGAACCUCGAUGGCCUACUCUCUCCCACCACCACCGCCACCACCGCCCUCUCUCCCUCUCCACAACCACUUCACACGGCGCUCCCUCCUCCUCCUCUCCACCACAACCACCACGACGACCACCCUUUCCCUCACCUCCACGCCUCCUCCCACCCCGACCGUCACCGAUCGCGUCUUCAUGGAUUUCAGCCUCUGCCCCAACAACUUCCUCCCCGACCGCGCCAACACCCUCUCCCCCAUCUGCUCCGAUUCCACGCUAUUGGGCCGCGUUGUCUUGGGCCUCUUCGGUAAUCUCGUUCCCCUAACCGUCUCAAAUUUUAAGUCAGUGUGCCUCGGCUCAAACGCCACGUCAUCUUCUUACAAGAACACGCUCGUCCACAAGGUUUUUCCCGGCCAGUACCUCCUCGCUGGCCGCCAGGGUCGCCCAGACAAGGGUGAGGUCCGCCCGCCGCGCGACCUGCCGCGCAACACCGAGACCGUCGACGCCAAGGCCUUCGCGCUCACCCAUUCCCGACCCGGCGUCGUUUCACUCUCGCUCUCCGAAAACGACGACGACGACGAUGUUAAGCUCGAUCCUGAGUACCGGAAUGUUGAGUUCUUGAUCACCACUGGACCCGGACCUUGCCCCCAGCUGGAUAGCAAGAACAUUGUCUUCGGAACAGUUCUCGAAGGAUUGGAUGUCAUCACAGCGAUAGCUUCCAUUCCUACCUACCAACCAUCUGAGAGAAUUCGCCAGUUUAAUGACUUGGCUGAAUUUUUCGGAGAUGGAAGGGCUCAGAAUGCACGCAACAUAUGGAACAGGCCUCUUACGACUGUUUAUAUCAGUGACUGUGGAGAACUCAAAGUAACAAAGCCUUCUCUCACGCCUUCUUUACCAUAAUUUAUUUCUAUGAAUGUAUAUUUAUUGUUUAUUCCAGCGGAUUUCAUGUAACUGGUGUAUGUAAAAUCGUACUCACAUUCUUUAAAUAAUGAUGAAGAAAACCUCAAGUGAACAACAUGAAUGUCUUCAAAGUUGAAACCUGAAAGGUUUUAGUUAAGGUCAUUCAUUUCAAAGCUUCGGUGAACAUGAUACAUACGGGCAAUGAAGUUAAACGCUGAUUGUUUCUUGAGUUAGUAA